UUCUUUUUGAGACAUGACGAUCUCUGGUUCUCGUUUCAUCUAUUCCUGUUAAUCUUAUCUUUAUUUGGUUUUAGAUAUUCCAUUCUAGAUUGUUGGUUGCUUUUACUACAUCCGAUCUCUUUGUAUAUUAUAAAGAAUGGAUUUCUUUUCCUUUUCGGUGCUUAUAAUGCUUGCUAACUUGUUAAUGAUGCUCUCGGUAGAUUUAGACCUAUAGAGCUAGUAAAGGCUGUAAUCGUGUGAUUGCCUGCAAGUAUUCGAUCUUAAGGACAUUGUUGAUGGAUUGUUGCUUUAGAAAUCUCGGUUUGCCUUAAAAAUAGGUAUCUAUAGCAAUCGACCAGAAAUAAACAACGAAAUUAACUUUGCAACUAGCAGUUGAGAUGUGCAGUACUUCGUAGAAAUUAGAUUUUCAAGUAGGAUUUACUUUACUAAGCAUCGAUCGUGGUGAUCCAGAGUAGGAAUCGUAAAGAAAUGAUUAUGGUGAUGAGAUAUAGGAAAUUAAAAGGAGAGCAUUCAUGGGUUUUUCAAAUUUUUUUUACGAGAUAUUUUUGAUCAAUUAUGCGUUUAUGUUUGAGAUUGGGCAGAUAAGAUCUAAAUGAAUCAAUGAUCAUGUGCAAGGCGCUGCCUGCGGUACUAACUGGAUCAGGGGAGACCUAAGUUGGGGGAUUUCUCAUUCUGAAGAAGGGAAUGGAAAGCAUGUGGUGUUCUAGAGGUCAGGGGUUCCAACGAGCUGUUGCUUUGCCUGUAAGGAGGUUCUUUGCUCGAGAUGCUUCUACUAAGCUUUUUGUGGGAGCUACAGGCCUUUCAUAUGAUACCAAUGAAGCUGCAUUAAACGAUGCUUUCUGUCAGCAUGGUGAAAUCGUAGAAGUUAAAGUAAUAUGUGAUAGAAUAACUGGGAAGUCAAAAGGAUAUGGCUUUGUUCAAUUUUGUAUGGAAAGUGAAGCAACCAAUGCGCUGCAAAAGAUGGACGGUCAGUUGCUGGAUGGAAGAAAUAUCCGUGUGCAUUAUGCAAAAAAGGGAUGAAAGCUGCUUCUUUCAAGAUUUAUCGAUUGCGAUCUCUUAUGCAGCUUCAAAAAUCUAAGCCAACGAGAAGUUGGAAAGAAUAUUAUCAAGCAAUAAAGAUGAUAUUCAAGUUUCAAGGUAACAAACUAGUGGACAAUGCCUUUCAAAGUUAGAUCCAAGAUAGAUGAAAGAGUUCCAGCUGAGGAUGGGUACCUAAAUGCAUCAAAAGGUGGACCAAGGCCUCGUGGAAACUAAACUUCUUGAGUAAUAAUUGCAGUCCAGUCCCCAUGAACAUAUUCGGUCUCUCUUAAAUCCAAAUGAAGAAUAAAUCUCAUUUAAGUAAUUACUCGGUGGGGUAGUUUUUUUUCUGUGAGUUUUUUUCUGAAAUAGAUAUAUGAAACAUGAUUCUAUGAAAGAUGUUUUAUGGAAAACAUGAGGGCCUAUUUUUCUUAAAAUUUACUUUGUAUUUUU
Elaeis guineensis (African oil palm) is the source of this 1470-nucleotide messenger RNA. NCBI's taxonomy places the organism in Eukaryota, Viridiplantae, Streptophyta, Magnoliopsida, Arecales, Arecaceae. The record is from RefSeq and is a predicted model, not a curated record.